Molecule: messenger RNA, 744 nt
Organism: Pygocentrus nattereri (red-bellied piranha)
Lineage: Eukaryota; Metazoa; Chordata; Actinopteri; Characiformes; Serrasalmidae
Product: fatty acid-binding protein, brain-like
Exons: 4
Coding region: 67-465 (132 amino acids)
Biological process (GO): fatty acid transport
Cellular component (GO): cytosol; nucleus
Molecular function (GO): fatty acid binding
Source: RefSeq, a predicted model, not a curated record
CCUGAAAGAGCAGUAAAACUUUUGUGUCAAACAGGACAGAAACAGACUCAAAACUAUAUCUGUAAAAUGGAGGCCUUCUUUGGAAAUUGGAAACUGGUCAGCAGUGUAAACUUUGAAGAAUACAUGAGAGCAAUAGGUUUGGCAGAAGAAGUAGUACAAAUCGGGAAUAUAGUUACACCAGUGUUGUCCAUUUACCAAGAUGGAGAGAAGUUAGUGAUGAAACUGAAGACCAGCGUCUUCAGCUCUGAAAAGUCAUUCGUACUGGGCGAGGAGUUUGACGACAAUUUUGCCGGCCAAAAAUACAGAUCUGUUAUUAACCUGGACGACGGCAAAUUAGUGGAAACACAGAAAUGGGAUGGUAAAACGACCAUCCAGACCCGCAAGAUCCAAGAUGGCAAGAUGAUCUUGACAAUGAGUUAUAAAGACACUGUGGCAGUGCGCACCUACGAGAAGAUGGCUGAUUGAAAUCUAAAACAAGCAGGAUUUUACACCUCAUCUGAUUGUGAUGACGCAUGAUCUGAAUGUGAUCUGCAAACGUUUUAUUAUUUUCUUUCCUGAUAGAUCACUGCAAAGCUGUCUUAGGCUCAAUAAGAAAUAAACCAAAAGGCCCGGUGUCUUUAAAUGGAAUACAGUUGACACUGAUGCAGCUGCUUUAAAACUAUAGUAUUGUUGGGCUCCAUUCACCAAUAUCAUCCAAAGUUUGUUCUUAAAUGUGACCUUCAUAAAGUCCUAAGAAAAAUUCUA